Messenger RNA from Cyprinus carpio (common carp), 2911 nucleotides. Its product is annotated as 5-hydroxytryptamine receptor 4-like. Gene Ontology annotation, molecular function: G protein-coupled serotonin receptor activity. The record is from RefSeq and is a predicted model, not a curated record. Gene Ontology annotation, biological process: adenylate cyclase-activating adrenergic receptor signaling pathway; chemical synaptic transmission; regulation of appetite. NCBI's taxonomy places the organism in Eukaryota, Metazoa, Chordata, Actinopteri, Cypriniformes, Cyprinidae. Gene Ontology annotation, cellular component: plasma membrane.
CUGUUUUGGUUUGUUUCAGACUCGUGCGUUGUUCAGCAGAGACUCAGAGCGCCGGUCCACUUUACAUCAACAGAUGAUCUGCUGCUUGCUGCAGUUGUUUGUCUGUGGCACAGGGCAGAGAAGAGCACUUCAGUCUCCGACUAACUGUGAUGGAAUAUGACAGUUUAUAGAAGCACGUGUGGAUUCCCAAAGACGUCUGAAACACAGAGCCCCUGGGAGAGGGUCUGCAGUGUCUUGUGUGAACGAAUCCCCAUCUGAUCACUUCCAUACAGAUGACCAGUCAUGGCCACAGCAUCAGACUCAGCGGAUGAUUCAGUGGAUGAAGUUGUGUCCAAACAGACUUCGAAGAUAACACUGUGUAUUGUCCUGGUGACCAUCAUUAUACUGACUGCACUUGGUAACUUGCUUGUGAUGGUGGCUCUCUGUAAAGACAGACAUCUAAGGAAGAAGAAGACCAAUUUCUUCAUCGUAUCACUGGCAUUUGCAGACUUUCUAGUUGCCCUUGUUGUGAUGCCCCUGGCAGCCAUAGAGUUGGUCACCGGUCAGUGGAGCUAUGGAGAGACGUUCUGCUUGGUCCGAACCUCACUGGACGUGCUGCUGACCACUGUAUCUAUACUGCAUCUGUGCUGCAUUGCACUAGACAGGUACUAUGCGAUUUGCUGUCAGCCUCUGGUCUACAAUAACAAGAUGACGCCUGUGAGAGUCUCACUGAUGCUGGUUGGAUGCUGGGUCAUCCCCAUUUUUAUCUCUUUUCUUCCCAUCAUGCAAAGUUGGAAUACCAUUGGAAUCGAGAGCUUUAUCGAGGAAAGAAAGUUCAACUCUUCCCAUAAUUCAACUUGUGUGUUCAUGGUGAACCGACCCUAUGCUCUGGUGUGUUCGGCCGUGGCCUUUUAUGUGCCGCUGGUGCUGAUGGUUCUGGCCUAUCAGAGAAUCUAUGUCACCGCUAUGGGACACGCUCGGCGAAUCGGCUUACUGCAUCGGGCCGGCUCGGCCCCUUCUUCGACUUACCCCAACCACGAUCAACAUGGUUCCAAUCACAUUAAGAACGAAACUAAGGCGGCCAAGACACUGGCUGUCAUCAUGGGUUGCUUCUGUCUGUGCUGGGCACCCUUCUUUAUCACCAAUGUGGUGGAUCCCUUCAUCAGUUACAGUGUGCCCUGGCAGAUGUGGACCGCUUGGCUCUGGUUGGGUUACAUCAACUCGGGUUUGAAUCCGUUCCUGUAUGCUUUUCUGAACCGGGCUUUUCGGAGAGCCUUCCUUAUGAUCCUGUGCUGUGGAAAUGAGCGCUAUGCCCGGCGGGGGGGCUUUAGUCCAAGCAGACAGCACUCAGAGUCUGUCAACGGAACCUCCAUUUCUCUCAGAUUGUCAUUUCUUCAAAACCGAAGGUACAGCAACAAUUCCAACCGAUUUCUGUCAUGCGAGCUGGAAUCUCAGGAGUCUGUAGGUGCAUCAUAGCCAAGAGUUCAAGUGCCUACAGAUGUAGCCUGAUGAGAACAUACAGACAACAGCCUACAUAGGAAACGUGUCAAAUCAAGAGACUUCAUUGCAGUUUUCUUUUGAUGAUAAGUAACAAAUCACAAAGAUUUAAAAACAAAAACAAAGCCAUCAUCAUCAUCGCUUUUAGUCAAAAACAUCCAUAAUAAUCAGUAAACAGUCCUGGGAUAGAGGACUUGUAUUUUAGCCCAGGAGUGUCAAAUUCAGUUCUUGGAGGACCAUUGGUCUUCUGAGUUUAGCUCCAACCCUAAACACACUUGAACCAGCUAAUCAGGGUCUUCGGGGAUUACUAGAAACUUCCAGACAUGUGUUUUGAAGCUGGUUGGAGCUACAUUAAGCAGGACACGUGUUUUAGCCAGAAACAGCAGUUUAAAGUUAAAAACAUCUUAAAGAUGGAUUUCUUUCUUACAAACACAGAGCUUUUCACUUCACAAGAUGUUAAUUGAUGGACUGGAGUCAUGUGGAUUAUUGCGAUGUUUUUAUCAGCUGUUUGAACUCUCAUUCUGACGGCACCCAUUGGAGAGCAAGUGACGUAAUGCUAAAUUUCUCCAAAUCUGUUCAGAUGAAGAAACAAGCUCUUCUUAUUCUUCAGCAGCUGUAUGGAGUUGUCAACGUACUGCUUCUCUUUUGUAGUCGUUCUUAUCUUUUAAGUUAGGAGGAACAUUUCUGCUUCAGCUGUAAAGGCUAACAAUGACAAAUGUAUACUGCUCAGCAGACAGGUGCAAACGCCUUGUUAAUUAAGCAUGCAGUUAUUCUUGCAUCCAUUGAAUCUUAAACGCUGAUUUUAAGACUAAGGAGUUGAGACUCCCUCUUUAUUCAUCAGUGUAUUUAUGUUGUACAUGUACAGUUUUGACUUCUGUGAAAAGAAGCAGUGGCUUGUCACUGUGUGACAUUUGUACUUUUAUUGUAUCAUGGUGUAAUCAAACGUAAUUUAAUGUACAGUGUAUCUGGACGAUGAAUCUAAAAAAAAAAAAAAACGUCAAAGUUUGAUAAAACUACAUAAAAACGACAUUGUUAUUUGUAUGUGUUUGGCACUUCUCAUCCAUUGCAUACAAGCUGAUGUUUGACUGAUGUGUCAUUGUUCUUUCCAUUGUGCUCCAGACAGCUAGACAGAGGUUCCUAGGAGACAGCUAAAUGAUCAAAUAUUUAAUUUUGUAAUGCUUCAUAUGGCCUUGAAAGCAUUAGCUUGAUCAUGCCAUUACAUUGUUUUGCCCAAAUGAGCCAAUUAAAUGUCGAGGCAUCGAGUGCCACUCAAAAAUUCAGACUCGACCAUCAAAGAUCUAAAUUACUAGCCAUUUGUGAAACAAAUGUGAAGAUGAUUUCAAACAAAGUUUUAAAGCAGCUAUUCCAUCAUGAGCUACACAACAGAUGUUUAUGCUCUGCCAGUGACAAUCAACCAAAUCUCCGAAGCACUGCU